Messenger RNA from Hypomesus transpacificus, 2706 nucleotides. RefSeq names its product zinc finger protein 585B-like. The transcript is spliced from 10 exons. Bases 42 to 2336 code for a protein of 764 amino acids. Lineage: Eukaryota; Metazoa; Chordata; Actinopteri; Osmeriformes; Osmeridae. The record is from RefSeq and is a predicted model, not a curated record.
UGAGGUGGGGUUGGACCAAAAUGCAGGGGAGUCGGUAGGCAAUGUCAAACAAAGGGUUUAAUACUCAAAACCUGGGACACAGACAGGGUAACACGCAGCGACAAAGGGUAACGCUAAGACAAAGACUGGACACAAAACGGGAACCUAAAUACACAGAAACAAACAAGACACAGGUGGACACAAUGAAACUAACGAGAACUCAACGAGACACAGAAGUCCCGCAAGAACUUUAUUCUGAGGCGACCGUAGAACUGGCCAAAGCCAUGCGUUUACCAGAAAAGUACUUUUGCAUCAACAUCAUCGGAAGCCAGACCAUGACUUUUGGGGGAACGUCAGAGCCCUGUGCCCACUGUGACAUCCGUACCUUUGGGAGAAUUAAUGAGGAACAGAACAUGAAGUACUCGAAACUGGUGUGGGGAUUGCUGAAGAAACACCUUGGUGUUCCAUCUAACAGAUGCCACGUUACACGAAACGAUCUACGGCAGCCAAGAAGAGGAUGGCUGCUCAAGACGACCAAGGAUCCACUUUUGAGUCAAUCAAAUUCAGCAGAAAAGCAGCCAAACAUGCCACGUUCCAGCAAACGUUCUACAGCGGCCAAGAAGAACUGGGCUCGUUCAGAUGACCAAGGGUCCACUUUCGAGUUUGACAGCUCUGCCGCCUGCGAAGUCACACAGCUCGUCAAGAUGUCAGACUAUGCCAGGAGGGCGUUUAGGAUGCAGUUGGGGACCAUCAUGGAUGCCGUUAUGAAGACUGCCGUGUGUGAGAUCGCCAAGAUCUUCGAGAGCAGCCUGUGUGAGCAGCAGUUGGAGCUGACUCAGCAUGUGGAGGAGAUCUCCAUGCUCCGGGGCAAGCUGGACAAGGCAGAGAGGAGGCUAAGGGGCGAUGCUGAAGAGGGGAAACGGAUGCCGGCAGUGGAACUGCAUGUUGACGUGGAGACCUUCAGCAAAAACAUAUCCACAAUGAUGACAGAUCCAGAUACACGAGAUAAUGUUCCUGACUACUGGUGCGCUCCUGUCCAGAGUGAUGAGCUCGUGGCCUCGUCCUCCAAUGCCGGACAGGAGAACGAGUGUCCCAGUGUGACGUUAAAGCCGCUGACUGUGACACUGUGGCGCAUGCCCGACAUCAAACAGGAGGUAGAAGAUGACUUUGAACCCCAUCUGAUAACAGCCCUUACAACAAGUCCUCCUGGUAUAAGGAUGGAAGCAGACUGUGGCCUGGAGGGGCGACUCAGAGACAGCAUCCAUCAGCUCAACCUUCCUCUGAUCGCGGCAGAGUAUGCCUGUGGUCAAAAUCAGCCAAUGUUAGGUAGGAUCAAGCAAGAAGAGUGUGAAACCACCAUCAAAUCUGAAGCACCGAAGCAUAAAAGAAGGCGCAAAUCGAAGCACCACAAAAGAUCCCAAAAUACCAACAUGUCACAGAUGAAACCGCCAAAGUUAAUCGAAGGACAAAUUAGUUAUAAAUGCAAAUUUUGCAAGAGAAUUUUCGAUACAGAAGUCGGCCUGAAAGUGCACUCAUGGUUUCACAAGAAGUGUCCAAACUGCCACGACAUAUUCCCCUACCCAAGUAUUCUCCGAAGGCAUAUUAAGAUGUGCUGCCGGGUAAAGGAGGAGACUGAGACAACAGAAAGGAAAGCGAACACCAGCAGUCAAACCGUUUCCCCUAGCUCUCCACGCAAGAAGAAGAAUCUCCCCGACUACCUGGCGAAUGAGGGAACUACCUCAGCAAACUUCCCUAAACAGCACACCUGCAAACAUUGCAAUCGCAAGUUCCGAACGAAGGCCUAUUUAAGGAUGCAUGUGAAAAACUUUCACGACGAACCGUGGAAGUAUCCCGGAAAGAGGAGAGACCUGGCCUGGACCGUCCCUUUCGAGGAGAACACGGAACACCAGACGCACACCACCAACCCUCGCAGGAGACACAGAAAUCUAGCUGCUUUGAGUAAGUUGAAUCCCAAGGGCAAAGGAAAUGUACUGGAGACUCUUGGCAAGAGGGUUUCUAAUGGCUAUAAGUGCAAAGUGUGCAAGAAGGUUUUCUGCACUAAGAGCCGCUUUAAAGAACAUGUGCCCCUCCACACCGAUGACAAGGCGCUUCAGUGCAGACGCUGUGGUCAGAGUUUCCGGAUUCACGCACGCUUGUCCAGACAUCAUAGGAUUUGCACUGGGCCACUCAAGAGUUUGCAGUGUGAGGAUUGCAGCACGACAUAUGCCAACCAGAUAAUGCUAAGCAGACAUAUGAUGGAUGUCCACAAAAGGAAGCCCCACACCUGCAAGAUCUGUGGAAAGGGCUUCUCAUACAUGGGGAGCCUGAGGGAACACUAUAAACGACUCCAUGCCUGAUAACUCGGUUCUCCGAUCUCCUAUAGAAUUCAACCAUGGUUUAAUCAAAUACUUCAUUUACUGUACUACAGUACUGUACCAUUCCAGAGGAGUCAAAGUUACAUUGUUUAGGAUAUUAGAUUAUUUUGAAAAUUAAUGUAAUGAAGAUGACAGUAAUGUCCCUUAUCUAGUGAAGGAUUUUGUUUGUUUGAUCUUAUUAGAUUUGCUUUGUAAGAAAGCUUUUUUUAUGAAAGUUAUACGCAUGUAACAUAAUUGCAUCAAAUGAAUUAUUUCACUGCUGUUGUGCAUUAACUGAGACAAAUACCGCCAAAUAUUUAGUUCAAUAGCCAUUUUACAUGUAUGGAAAGUGAAUAAAAUAUCUUUACAGUAA